Molecule: messenger RNA, 1102 nt
Organism: Myotis lucifugus (little brown bat)
Lineage: Eukaryota; Metazoa; Chordata; Mammalia; Chiroptera; Vespertilionidae
Gene: OVOL2
Product: ovo like zinc finger 2
Exons: 3
Coding region: 318-746 (142 amino acids)
Biological process (GO): epidermal cell differentiation; regulation of transcription by RNA polymerase II
Cellular component (GO): nucleus
Molecular function (GO): RNA polymerase II cis-regulatory region sequence-specific DNA binding; DNA-binding transcription factor activity, RNA polymerase II-specific
Source: RefSeq, a predicted model, not a curated record
CAGUCCCUAAUUGUCUUCUUUCACCCAAGAAAAUUGGAUGCCCCUCUUCCUGCCUCCAUUGUAACUCACUGAUCAUCUCCUUGACUGCACAUUUGGCUGACCAGACUCCUCUUGAACUGGACACACCAAAGGCAGGCUUGUAUCUUCAGCAUCCAGUACAGCAAUGCCUGAUUCAUGGGAGGACAUAAGUCAACACAGAACAGAAAUACAGACGGGGAAGAAGGGAUCAACAGUCCCUAGAUUUCACCACAGGCACAUGCGGCGACUCAGCAGUUCACAGCUGUGACCUGUGUGGCAAGUGCUUCCGCCUACAGCGUAUGCUCAACCGGCACCUCAAGUGCCACAACCAGGUGAAGAGGCACCUGUGCACCUUCUGCGGCAAGGGCUUCAAUGACACCUUUGACCUGAAGAGGCACGUCCGCACACAUACAGGCAUUCGCCCCUACAAAUGUGACGUCUGCAACAAAGCCUUCACCCAGCGCUGCUCCUUAGAGUCCCACCUGAAGAAAAUCCACGGGGUGCAGCAGCAGUAUGCCUACAAGCAACGCCGGGACAAGCUCUACGUCUGUGAGGAUUGUGGCUACACAGGCCCCACCCAGGAGGACCUGUACCUGCACGUGAACAGUGCCCACCCGGGCAGCGCGUUUCUCAAAAAGACAUCCAAAAAACUGGCAGCCCUGUUGCAAAACAAGCUGACAUCCGCACUCCAGGGGAAUGCCAACCUGAGCGAGGAGGAAGAGAAGUGAGGAGGAGGAAGGGGGAGACGCCAAUGCUGACACGUUUACAUGGACUUUUGGUUUUGAGGGUUCCCCUGGCUCUUUCUAAUUACAAGUGUUCAGUUUAUCUCUCUGUCCUUUUGGGGCCUCGGCAGGGGGAUCUGCUCCAAGGCUGUCAGUUGUAAUGAGUGUGGUCAGGUCCCCCGUCACCCAUGCUCUGUUGAACACACUCAAGUUAAGGAAAGUUGAUCGGUAGGUGGCUGUGAUCAUCGUGCAGAACUUUUUGUGUGUUUUUUAGGAUUUUCAUACAUGGAAGCAGAUGUGUUCUUAGAGAGACCAUCAUAUUAUGGUGCCUUGAAAUAAAAGUACUUCCACUUGAAAUGCUA